GGCGCUGUGCCGCAGCUGGAUGGCCGGGGCCGUCCGGAGCGCCUCCGCCGCCGUCGCCGCCGCACGCACGUGGCAUGCCUGGAUGUCCCUGCCCUGGUUGUGGCAUGGCGGGACAGAGGCUCCUCUUCCUCGCUGCUCUUGCCCUGGAGCUCCUGGGAGGGGCUGGGGGUUCCCAGCAGGCCUUCCGGAGCCGGGGGGUGGCAGCGGCCUGUCGCCUGGACAAUAAGGAAAGCGAGUCCUGGGGGGCCCUGCUGAGCGGAGAGAGGCUGGACACGUGGGUCUGCUCCCUCCUGGGCUCACUCGUGGUGGGGCUCAGCGGGGUCUUCCCAUUGCUCGUCAUUCCCUUGGAGAUGGGGACCACGCUACGCUCAGAAGCUGGGGCCCGGCGCCUGAAGCAGCUGCUCAGCUUUGCCUUGGGGGGACUCCUGGGCAAUGUGUUUCUCCACCUGCUGCCCGAGGCGUGGGCCUACACGUACAGUGCCAGCCCUGGUGGUGAGGGGCAGAGCCUGCAGCAGCAACAGCAACUGGGACUGUGGGUCAUUGCUGGCUUCCUGACCUUCCUGGCGCUGGAGAAGAUGUUCUUGGACAGCAAGGAGAAGGAGGAGACUAGCCAGGCCCCCAGCAAAGACCCUGCAGCUGCGGCCGCGCUCAGUGGAGGCCACCAUCUGGCCCAGCCAGCUGCAGGGCCCGGCCUGAGCGCCGUGGUCCGGAACAUCAAAGUCAGUGGCUAUCUCAACCUGCUGGCCAACACCAUAGACAACUUCACCCACGGGCUGGCUGUGGCUGCCAGCUUCCUUGUGAGCAAGAAGAUCGGGCUCCUGACCACCGUGGCCAUCCUCCUGCAUGAGAUCCCCCAUGAGGUGGGCGACUUUGCCAUCCUGCUCCGGGCCGGCUUUGACCGAUGGAGCGCAGCCAAGCUGCAGCUCUCGACGGCCUUGGGGGGCCUGCUGGGUGCCUGCUUCGCCAUCUGUACGCAGUCCCCCAAGGGAAGGAGACUGUGGCCUGGAUCCUGCCCUUCACCUCUGGCGGCUUUCUCUACAUCGCCCUGGUGAACGUGCUGCCUGACCUCUUGGAGGAAGAUGACCCAUGGCGCUCCUUGCAGCAAGUGCUUCUCCUCUGCACGGGCAUUGUGGUGAUGGUGCUGUUCUCGGUCUUCGUUGAGUAACCGCCCCUGACGCCCUGCCCCCUGCGCAGCAAUAAGAGACUCAGAUCGACUCUGUGACUGUGUGACUGUGUGUGUGUGUGUGUGUGUGUGUGGACGGGUGUGGACUCUGUGACUGUGUGUGUGUGUGUGUGUGUGUGUGUGUGUGGACGGGGUGUGUGUGUGGUGUGCACAUGUGACCGUGUGCAAGACCGACACUGUGAUCCCUCGUGUGCUGGGCCCAGGGCCCGAUGCCCACGCCUGCCCCCAGCCACACUGUGGUCUUCUCUCCUUGCCACCCUGUCAUCUUGCACCUCCUGGAGUCGGCAGUGAGGAACAGGAACACUGGUCCCAAGCAGAGGCCUCUGCCCACCAGGACGCCAGGAGGAGUGAGAGCGGCCCAAGGAGCCCAGGGCUGCAGGGAGCCCCAAAGCUGUCUCCUGCUGGGGCCUCAUGGGUCCCUGGCCUGAGGGAGUAAACCUCUCUGCACAUGCAUCCAGCCCUGAGCAGCCAGGAACCGAGGCUGGGGCGCCUCCUCUCUGCUGUGUCCAGUGUUCUGGCCCUUCCUUCACCAGCUCCAAGGCCAAAGAAAGGAGAGGCAGGUGCUCGUGUAGCCCCCAGCCCCACUCAGCACUGACAGUCCUACCCCUCCCAGCGUGGAGCCGGGAGAUGCUUUCUAAGGCCUUUUCCCCAUGGCUGCUCGCCCUGGCCCAGCUCCUGGUCCCCCAGGGAAUGCUCCCUGGCAACGCCAGCGGCUCUGCCACCUCCGGCUGCCAAACAGCAGCCAGCAGGGCAGUGAGCAGCCCCGGGCCAGAGGCUUCCCAGUCGGCUCAGGGAUGCUCGUGCCAGCACAGGGUCCAGGCAGAGAGUGAGCAGUGGCUGCCCACCCCCCCGCCCGGGCCUCUUUUCCUGUCCCACUGUGGGUGGGGUUAGGCGGGGGUGGCGAGGGCUUCACGUUGUCAGCACUCAGGAAUGUGCUCUGGGGAUGCUGAAGCCAUAAUCCCCAGCUAUUUCCCUUGGCUGACGCCCAGGUACUCAGCUGGCCCACUCCACAACCAGGCUCCAGCCCUGCUGCUUGACCAUGGGCGUCUUGAGAAGUAGCCAUCAAGAGGGUCUGAAUGGUUUUACGGCAGUUUUGCUGUGGUUCCACUUGUAUCUGUAAAUACCUGUUCUAUAGAUGCAAAUAAAUAUACACAAACUGGCUGCCUCUGUUCUGAUACAUGAGCCCAUAGUCCAGCAGGGCUUUUCCGGGCACCCUGUGCU
Molecule: messenger RNA, 2404 nt
Organism: Physeter macrocephalus (sperm whale)
Lineage: Eukaryota; Metazoa; Chordata; Mammalia; Artiodactyla; Physeteridae
Gene: SLC39A13
Product: solute carrier family 39 member 13
Exons: 10
Coding region: 75-1052 (325 amino acids)
Biological process (GO): zinc ion transmembrane transport; intracellular zinc ion homeostasis
Cellular component (GO): membrane
Molecular function (GO): zinc ion transmembrane transporter activity
Source: RefSeq, a predicted model, not a curated record